CCGACCGAAGCACAUGAAGGGCUUCGACUUGAAAGCGGUCAAGGAGGAAGCCAGAGGCGCGAUCAACAUGCUGAAGCAAUGCCUCCAACAGGCGCUCGUGCGCAAAGAGAACCUCGUGGAGGACCUCAUGCGCGCGGAGCGCGACAGAGAUCAGAGCGUGGAGGGAAUCAAGCUGCAGAUGGAGAGCGCGAACGCGUCCGCGCAGGCGUACGAGCGAGAGCUCGACGCGGUGAAAGGGCAGCUCGGCGCCGCGCGAUCGCAGACGGUGGCCGUGGAGGGCGAGCUGAAAGCCGCGCGCGAGGAAGCCGAGAGCGAGCUCAGGCGCGUGAGGGACCAGGCGGACUGGGACGCUCGCAGGCACGACGACGACUUCGAGGCGAAGGACAAUGAGAUCAAGAGCCUGCGGGCGCGGCACGAGGCUACGCAGGAGAGUUUGCGGGAAGUGCGCGCCGACCUCGCCGCGGUGCGCGAGUCCGCGGCGCGCUCGGAGCGCGAGGCGCACGCGCUGAAGCGCGACCGCGAGAACGGCGAGGCGGCGUACGCCGCGGAGAGAAAGGCGCUGGAGGAUCAGAUACGCGCGAAGAUUGACGAGGUCACGACCGAGCGCGCCAACGCGAACCGCGCGCGAUCGGAGUUUGACGAAAAGCUGAGAGGGAAAACCGCGGAGGUGGACAAACUCUCGCGUCAGCUCAAGCUCCUCGAAGCGCAGGCGGAGAACAUCGAGCAGGGCGGCCGCAAGACAAAGGCGGAGCUGUCCUCGAAGCUCGCGUCCGCGGAGUCCGAGCUCGAGGGCGUCACGAAGGAGUUCAACAGAGAGAAGACGCGCGCGGAGGAGACGGAGAAGGGGCUGAACGAGGCGCUCGCCGCGGCGGUCGCUCGAGGGGACGAGCUCGAGGGUUCGCUCGCGACCGUCACCGCGGACGCGGCGAGCUUGAAACAGAAGCUGAACGCCGCGCAAGCGCGCGUUGACGAGCUCGAAUCCCAAGCGCUCGACGCGGACGCGAUGCGCCGCGCACUGCACAACCAGAUCCAAGAGCUCAGAGGAAACGUCCGCGUGUUCUGCCGCGUCCGACCGACGACGAGCGAGACGGCGUGCGUCGACGUCGCCGCCGACGGCGCGUCGGUGGCGUUGACCAAAUCCCAAGGGGGCGACAAAGAGUCCUCCGUCGCCGGGUUCGAAUUCGACCGCGUGUUCGGGCCGUCGUCCACGCAGACGGAGGUGUUCGAGGAAGUCUCGCAGCUCGUGCAGAGCGCGCUGGACGGGUACAAGGUGUGCCUGUUCUCGUACGGCCAGACGGGCUCGGGGAAGACGCACACGAUGCUCGGGGACCAGGCGUGCGAGAAGACGCGCGGGAUCAUUCCUCGCGCGGUGGCCAAAGUUGUCGAGGCGUCCGAGGCGAACGCGAAGAAGGGAUGGCGGUACGACAUGACCGCGUCGUACGUCGAGAUUUACAACGAGCAGGUGCGAGAUUUGCUGUGCGCCGGGAGCGGACACAGCGAUAAACACUCCAUCGUGCACACGCCGCGCGGCGUCACCGAGGUGAGCGGCGUGCGGAGAGAGCCGGUUGCGAGCGUCGACGCCGCCGCCGGCCUCGUGCGUCGCGCCGCGUCGGCGCGCGCGGUGGAGGCGACGCAGAUGAACGCGGUGUCCUCGCGCUCGCACACCAUCUUCAUGCUGUACAUCACGGGUACGCACGACGCGUCCGGGUCGAGGCUCACCGGGUGCUUGAACCUCGUGGAUCUGGCUGGGAGCGAACGCGUCGGGCGAUCGGGCGCCGAGGGCGCGCGGCUCAAGGAGGCGUGCGCGAUUAACAAGUCUUUGUCGUGCCUCGGGGACGUGUUCCAGGCGCUGUCGAACAAGCAGUCGCACGUGCCGUACCGGAACAGCAAGCUGACGUAUCUGCUGCAGCCGUGCCUCGGCGGCGACGGGAAGACGUUGAUGUUUGUCAACAUCAACCCGGAGGCGCCGAGCGCGGAGGAGUCGCUGUGCUCGCUCAAGUUUGCGUCGCAGGUGAACGCGGUGGAGCUCGGGGGGGGGAGGGGCGCGAAGAGGAACAUCACGUCGGGGAUGGCUUCCGGCGCGAACGCGUCCGGCGGCGGCGGCGGCGGAGGGGGGGGGAGCAGUAGCGGGAAGGGUGCGGAGAAGAAAGGGGAGAAGAACGCGGGGAAGAAGCGAGCCGCGGCCGGCGGCGGCGCUGGCGGCGGCGACGCGGCGAAGAAGAAGACGCGGACGAAGCGGUGAGCCGCCGGGCAGAGCCGCCGCGCUCGCGCGGUAGUCGUACAGUACAAGUACUCGCGACGAAGUACUUUCGAUGGAUCUACGUAUCAUGACAGAAGAUAACGAACGCGUCGUCACUCAGCGCACGUGCACGCUCCCUCCCUUCUCGGUCAUCAACACGACGCCGCCGCCGCGCCGUCUCGCGCGUCCGCGCGCCAAGAACGCCUCCGCGCCGCCCCCUUGAAUCGCGCGAAACGCCGCGUCGAACACGUCCUUCUCCCGGACCUUCCUCCUCCCCUUUCGCCCUCCUCCUCCUCCUCCGCUCGUCUCGCACUCCUCCGCGAUCGCCUCCACCGCCGCGCGCACGUCAUCCUCGUCCGCGAGCAACAAACUCGGGGCUAAUCCCAACACCCGCCCGACGUCGCCGCCGCGCAAGACGGCGCGCACGGCGACGGCGCGGCGCACGACGGCUUCCGCGGCGAGCUCGAACAACGCCGGCUCCCGAUGCAGCAGCAUCGGCGCGUCGAUGAACGGCAUGUACCGAUCCAGCGACAGCACGAUCGCCUCCAUCCGCGUCGGGUCGCGGUACACGCUCCCUCGCGCGCUCGCGGUGACGACCGCGCGACACGCGGACGACCCGCCCCAGAGGUUCCAGAACCGAACUUUGAGAUCCUCCGCUCGACUCGACGUCCC
Micromonas pusilla CCMP1545 is the source of this 2911-nucleotide messenger RNA. RefSeq lists its product as uncharacterized. The transcript is spliced from 2 exons. Gene Ontology annotation, molecular function: ATP binding; microtubule binding; microtubule motor activity. Gene Ontology annotation, biological process: microtubule-based movement. The coding region runs from base 14 to 2242 and encodes 742 amino acids. Lineage: Eukaryota; Viridiplantae; Chlorophyta; Mamiellophyceae; Mamiellales; Mamiellaceae. The record is from RefSeq and is a predicted model, not a curated record.